Messenger RNA from Amoebophrya sp. A120, 12014 nucleotides. The record is from the annotation of a GenBank genome assembly. NCBI's taxonomy places the organism in Eukaryota, Dinophyceae, Syndiniales, Amoebophryaceae.
AGAUCCUUGAACAAUGAUCCAUGCAAAAAAAAAAGAUGAUGUUGGAAUAUUGGAUAGUCAAAAUGCCACCCGACAAGAUGAUUUCGACCACCUCCUCCUGCUGCCCGUUGCUUUUUAUCUCUCCGCUGCUGGUUCAUCCUUACCCAAAGAAAGGAACCGUGGGAAACGACGCAGAGGAUACCUUAGGCCCAAGCAAACGUGUUGGUUUCCCCUGCAGUAUGGUUCAGUGGCAACACGAGAACUUCGAAGGUUUGAAGCAAUUGUUGCACCAGCGGACGCGACCCUGACCCAAUAGUGGUCAUGUUACCGCUGCAAGUACAACAAAAGUCACAGGCUCCUUCAGCUGGUGCUUCUGAAGAUGAGCAAAAUGAAAAUCAAACCCAACCUCCUUCACCGGGGGAAGAGGUGCGCGGACGUGGACGCGCGCGAACAUCCAAGGGGUUUUCAAGGCGAAAAUGCGAAACGAUUUGUGGUCGCAAGACCGACAGCUGUACGCCUUCUCGCAGCACGCGCCGCGGGCGCACCAGAUCUAUUCUGGGCAAAAGUGUUCAUCCUCUCGUUGGAAAGUGCGGUUGAUCUGCCGUGACUCACACCGUUUCUUCAGUAACAGCUUUAUUGCAUGAACAUGGUCGAGUGCUACAGCAUAAGUAUAUGCAUUUUACAUCUUACUUGAAGUUCAAGCUGUCGCCAUCCUACUAUCGCAAGAUUGGGGGCUUUUGCAAGGCAUAACUUCGAGAUCCUCUUGUUCCGGUGUUGUACGUUCGGGAACGGUUUCUGGGUUAUCCGGGCGCAAAGCAUUCUCUAUUUCCUUAGAAUCAGGGUCAGGACCGAAAUUGUGUUGCGACCACGGAAGUAGAAGCAAGAUGAUGAAUAAUUGCAGUUCACAUAAUUUUGAUUUUCGACUUCGUAUCUCGCGUACAGUGUUCUCGUCACGAAGCAUGUAAACUGAGGAGUUUUCAUUCUGAAAUGCCAGACCCUGAAACUGAGGAACAAAAAACAUUAAUGAACUUCAAGUGCAUAUUAUUGCAGCUCUUCAUCGGGCAGCAGCACUUCUAGUGGCACCGCUGGCUUGUGGUCUUGGAUUUCCAGAACCAGCAAGCCGCUUUUCGUGAUCUUCUCGCAGGCAAGGCGGUGCGUUUUGAUGUUUCGGUCUGCCGAAGGCGCCGCUUUCCUUUCGGUGCUUCUAGUUGGUACCUUCGCGGCGUGGGCAGCGACGGCGUCUGGAGAUGACCGAGAAGGUGUCGGCGUUCAUCCGGGGUCGGGUCAUCAAUCGGACGCAGCGCAGCCUGUCAGCACGGCGGCAUCCACAGCUCACGGUGAAGAAACUGACGCUGACAGUCCGCACCAGCAGCCGGUUAGUGAACAAGUAAUGGGUGGCUCCGCAAGAAAAGAUCACGAUACUGAACUUCAAGGCGAAAAACAUCAGCAUUCUCCGAGCUCGGCGUCCGCGACCGCAGCCGCGAACUGGAAAACACCUCCGGAAACGUCAUCUGUUGCUUCCACUACGGCUGUGCAGAUAAAACGCGUAGCACGAGGUCAAGAGGAUCAGCACCAAAGCCAGGCACAGGCUGUUGACGAUUCGCAUGAUGAACAACUUCUGCACGCUGGAGAAUUCCAAGGACCAAGCGAAGCAAGAAUUGCUUCGCUGGAAGUCGGGCGCCAAAGAGCAACAACAGCGGAAGACGAAGAAACGCAGCCCCAGCCGCUGCCGCCCAGCACAACCAGUAUCGGCAAUGUACGCCUCAAUUUGAUUGAUCAAUACCAAGCGAACAGCCAGAUUGACGAAUCUCAACUACCUAGUGGAACCGAGAUGUUGAAUCGUCCAGCAAGAAUAACGGCGGACGGCGUGGAAGGUGGAGCUGCAAGUCGAACUCAGUCGCAGCGACGCGACACUAAUAAUGCGAAGACGUCGUCUGUUACGGCGACUGCCUCAGCUUCCCCGACGAAUGAAGAAGAUGAAGCGACUGCGAACUUAAGCAAAGACGAGCCCGCGUCCCCAGGCGUGAAGCGCACCGCACAGCAAGAAGACGUCAAAAUGGUCAGCGCCGAAGCAAAGCAAGGAACGGGUCCUGAAGCUUUCCCAGGAAAGGGUGAGAAUGAAGACCAUCAUGCUAACGUUGCUGAAGAUCAUGAUGUUCCGAUUUCUUCCGGUGACCGCCGUGCAGUAAGUACAAUACCGCCUGAGAAUAAAAGCCGGGCUCGUCAAAAAUCCGCAAGAAGCGCGGAACUAAGUGAUCCAGGAGCUGGAGGUGCGCCCGCAAAUCAGGAGGCACGCAACACCUUCUCAUUACAACCGAGCCGGCCACCGGCACCGAACACUCCGGACAGGCACAAGGGCCAAAAAAGUGCUGGGCAGCUGCAGUUGACGAGCAAUCCCGGCGAUGACUCCUUGUCGCUCUCGCUUGUGCAAGCAGAUGCUAACACCGACACCAAGGACGAUGUCGCGGCGCCUGUCACGAUCCCACAAUAUGAGAAAUAUAUCCUGGAUCAAGGAUCAUUAAGUGACUUCGAGAUAGCUCGAUCAGUCUCGCGCAUCUUAGCUCCGAAAUCCGAUACCGACCGAAAUGCGGUUUCUUCGAAGAACAUCGCAACGCCGAAGGUGAAAAUCGGCAACGAGGCGAAGGCCAAAGCAAGUGCUGCAAGGAUGCAGUUGCGCAAGGGGCAGCUGGGGAGAUUCGUCGAUGAGUGGGUUUUAGGACGGUAUUGGUUUUUUGUGCAUCUUGUUCUCUCGCGGGACACACAAGAAAAAAUCUCGCGCUUGGGCCGGAAUAACUUCGCAAUGCCGCUGAUGCCCACUACCUUUUUGCCGGAUCGACCCAUUCCUAGCAACUACGGCAACUAUUUUCUUAUCUCGAUGAAAGAAAUCAAGGAUGACGAUGAGGACAAGCAAAUCGCCUCAACCGCAACAACAUCAGCGAAACCUCCUCUCUCGCAGUGGAACAUAGACUUGGACAACCCCUGGGAGUGCAUAAUCAAGCAUCUCUACGACGGACGCGUCAUCUGGCCGCCGGUACUAGAUUACGCGACCACCGAUGAUGAGUUAGACAAUAGCGCCUACGGCGGAGGCGAAUUGACUUGGAAGCAAGGAACCGAACUCGCUGCGCUGCGACCUAAGCUGUGGACGUAUAAUCCGUCGCAGUUAGGUGAGUACGCAGAAAAGCCGUGGUCGUUCCAGCGCGAUAUCACCUCUCUCUUCGUAAAGAAAUGGCAACAACUGCAUGAGAUGUUGCCGUUGACGAAGUGGGCCCUAAAGAAUUCCGCAAGUGUAGAUGCGGGUCGGAAACAAGAAGAACAACAUCGGCAAUUGCAAGCAAAAUCCAUGGAAAAGUGGACGGAAGAUGACCAACUCGACCGACAAAAGCAGGAACUUGUUGUUGCUCUUCAGUGUCGAACGAAGCUCCGGCUUCAACUCGAGAAACAAAUACUCCGCCGCUUGACAGGUUUAUCUUCCGAACCGAUCGAGCCGCUUGGGUUUCUCAAAGACGCAUCAGACCAGAAAAAACUACAUGACGCAUUGGGCAGUUACGUAGAACAUGUGGACGAAAAGCGUGUCCGUUCCCAGGUAAAUGCACGACUACACGAGACGUUGGACAACUUCAUGAAGAAAAAAGGAAUUUUCGUAGCGAAGGAGCCGGACUAUACUAGCUCGUCGUUGUUCUGCUGCGGCGCGAGAAAAGAAAAUUAUGAUUAUACUUACCCUUUCAUCUACCGCCUUCACGAACAAGAGUCCAGUGAUGCAGCAGAUGCCGCCGCAACUACUGAUGGCGCCCAUGCUUCAGGCGACGGCCAAUCCGGUAAUGCAGAGCCACUUGGUUUGAAAGAAAACCAAGAGCGCUUCAAGGAAGAGCUACGGAGGCGGAACGCCCUCUUGGACAAGCUCGCCACAGACGUGGGAAGUACCAGCACGAGCGAGAAUGGUGGGCAAGUGCGUGGAGGAGGACAGGAGACGUCGCCACGGGACCAGCUUGAACUCAUCCAGGCGUUUUUGGUCAAGGUUACCGUUAAACGUACCGAAAGUCGACCCCCAAACCCGCCACAGGUACAGGCGCAAACGACAUGGAAGUAAAAAAAACGCAACGAUUUUUGAAAAUGAAGUCGCUUCGCCGGAUCUUCUUCUGCUUCUUUAUUGCGUUCCGAGAUAUAGCAUUAAAGCAUUAGAGGCUGAACUUGGAUUGCCAUUGCGCACGCUAUGUAUGCAGUAAGUGCUCGGCCACUAGGCCAUCCACGGACAGCGCCAAAAGUUUAACCUCCUUCCAGACCCAGAUAUAUUGGCAUUUGAUAGAAACGCGAAAAAAUGAAAAUCCAAAAUUCAAAUUUUGAGAGAGGCAUCGCAUGAAAAAUAAUUGCUAUCCUCCGGGCCCCGAUGGAUUCCGUUCCAACUUCCCUGCGGCGCUGACCUUCGUCGCGCCGGUGUCGUGCCGAUUUUUUUUUUUCUUCGCGGAAUUCGCAUUGCGGCCUCUGCUGGAGAGCUCCGAAGGGUUGCAGAGUGCGCGUUUUCGCGGCUCUGGCCCCUAUGUGGUGGCCGGGUGGCGUUCCUUCUCCUGCCCGCGUGACCUGCCGGCGAGAGGUUUCUAUGCUUCAUCUUUUGACCUCAGACCGUGUGGCUCCGGCCUUCUCGGGAUUUUCCGACAUCGGCACCUGCAUUGUUACUGCCCCACGGUGGGCGCCUGUUAGCGCCGAGGCCUUCACUGGCAGGGGGGUUGGUUGUCUCCUUGCUGUUUUUUCGUUUCGGUUUUCAAAAUUCCUCGGGCGCUGUGGUUUUUUCAAAAUCCAGCCGGCGGGCCCACUUGCUUCUCUUUUGGGAGCGGCCUGACCCUGCCGAGCCUUUCCGCCCCUGUUCGAUCGUUUAGAGGUCGCAGAAGCAGGCACCGGGGGUGAGGCUCCAGCCCAUUUACUGUAACCGCCAGAACGCUGGCCCAGGCUUCUCGGGGUUUUGCCUCGAAGGCAGACCCUUCGCCUUCUCAUCCGCAAUGCCCUAUCUUUUCUUCCGGCCUUUCGACAAAAAAACCUAUCGUCAAAAGGGUAGCGUGUGUAUUUCUUUCAACCUUCAGAAGGUAGGCAGUGUCCUGAACACCAGGGCGCGCGCCUUUUGAUGACGAGGCGAAACCGCAGAAGUUUAGCAGCCUCCCAGGCCGCAAAAAAAGCAGAAUCAGCAUGACCACGAAAAGCCUUCAGGUGGGUGAGGCUGAAACUGGCACCCCCCCCAGGUUUUUUGCGGCCCCUUUUCAAUUUCCUGUCUGCCGGCGAGAUAAUCGCGCACCCGCGUUGUGCGCGCACUUGCUUCCUCGGGCGCACUUUUGAGGCAGCACCAGGCAGCGCAACUUUCUUGCGCAAGGCCGAACGCCCUCACUCGGACAAAGCCAAACCCUCUGGGGCGGGCUCUUCUCCUCCCGAAGGCCCCGCAAGCUCCCUUGUUUUUUUUAUGUUGCCGCGGCGCGAUGUGUUUUCUCGACUGCGCGGCCCAAAAGGCGGGCCGCGCCCGCCCUGUCCAAAAAAAAAACCAUAAGAAGAGCACGAUAGCCCAUUUGGAAAAGUGGUCCGCUGUGUGUGGCCUCUGGGCGGUGUGAUGACCCAUCUAUGUGGCCCCGCUCUGGGUUCUUGGGGAGGGCACCAGCCUGAAAGGAAAAGGGCCCCGCCGCAAAUGGCAAUGCAGACAGUCCCUGCCCCUCCGGCCGGGCGGAAGGCUAAGGCCGGCACCUUGGCAGCUUAGUUGGGUCAAUUGUCGCUCCACCCCUGUCUAUUUCAUAUUUUGCCCGAGCGGGCAGCGAGUCUGUGGGCGCUCUUGCUUUUCUUUAUAGGAGCCUGCCAGCCCCCCCAAAAUGCGAAAAAGAAAAACGCCGCGCCUCGGUCCGCGCGUCCUCGUUCUUGUGGGACAUCCGUCGGGGGGCGCAGCUUCGCAGCUGCGACGCCGGCGCGACCCCAGUCGAUAUUAGCUUUCCAGCGGGCGUCUCUGCCGGCAAGCCACGGGCGGGCGGAAGUCAGACAGGCGGCGGAGCAGAUGGGCCGCGCCAGUCCGCGUAGGCUUUGUUUGGCACGAUGUUGCGCCGCAGCGAGCGCAUGACAGGCAAACAAGCGGCCGUAAAAAUCCCAGCAACUGACACGCGACAUCGCGAGUAUUUUGACCUUUCACAGCCCUCGGAUGGAAGAAGCGCCAUACCUGCCCCGCGGGAACGCGCUCGUGGCGAGUAGUUCCGGUUUGCAGACUUGUGGCCAUUUUUGCAUUGAAGAAAUGCAUGCUGUUGAACAGCCUAAAGUCCUUUAGGGCUUCAGCCCUCCUCUUCUGCACGUGACUCACGGCGCGGGCCAUUUUACGGACGCGGCGCGUUUAAUUUGUCACGGACCUCGAGGGCACUUGCAGGCGACGAGGGCGCUCGCUCCUAGGCGGCGCGCUAGAAGUUGUGUGGCGAUCUCUGUGAUGGAGUUGGGCGCUUUUCCCAGCAGCCCAAGAUCGCUUUCACAAAGUCCACAGCCGUCGCGCGUCUUCUGUCCUUUUGAUGGAGAAAACAAUCGCACCUGCCUGCAUAAUGGCACACGGGGCGAACAAAUAAAAGACGCGCCCUAAGAACAUUUGCCAUAGGGAUCAGGCCGAAGAGGGAUCUUUUCAAAACCUUUGCCCCUCUCAUAUGAUGGAGCGGUGGGCUGAUAGUAUGCAGCGGUGGGCUGAAACUGUUCACCAUUUUCUGGAGUUUGAGUAUAUAAAUUGGGACCUCAAAACACAUGGAGAGAGGCCGAGAAAGACUACAUGGACUUACCAACGGGGUCAAAAUUCCGGCAUAGGGUUCAUGUUAGACGAAACCUUCGGUGAUCAAAGACAGAGGCCCGGGAGCUGGAGUUCGGGUACCGUGUGCAAAAGUGUGGUAGUAACUCCGCAUAAUGUGCUCGACCUCAAGCGAACCGAGGGGCCACAGCAACUGCGGCAUGCCAUAUUACUUCCAAAAGCCUUCCCCUUUUGUGAUUGUGUUUCGUAGUGAUUCGACUCUACUAGAGCUAGACUGUGAGUUGCAUAAAAGCGGAAGCGCCGCACUUUAAUGCACGGGAUACAAGGCUCUUUUGAUCACCUUCUGGGCGACUCUUUGAAGACGGGAAACGAGGCGUCCGCAACUUUCCUUCUUACACCUGGAGAGCUAAAUGGGCUCUUUGCGGUGAUUCAGAUGCAGGGGUUCUACGAGGGGGACUUUUACCAAAUGGUGUAGCAAUUACAUCUGCUUUCCGUGCUCUCCGUCCCGUCGAGGACUUGAAGACAUCGGUCGUCCGCUCUCGGCCCUCUAAGGCAGCGUCUGGGGUUGUGCGGCUCUUUGAACGCGGCGCGACAAAUCCAGACGCCCCCUGCGGCCCGACUUUUUAUCGCCGGCGCGCCAAUGCAAGAACACCCAGCCCUUUGGGAUCUUUCUUUCCGUUCCUCCGGGAAAAAGAAGAUAUACGCGCCAGGCAUCCAUACAAAAUAAUAAAUAGGCCAAGCAGGCUCGCUCGGUGUAGUAUGUAAUAAACACUCACCGACCCAAUGGGUAGGUAGGAGUGUUUUAGAACUUUAGGAGGUGGCACUCCCCGGCCCUUGUGGCUCGCACUUCUGAUAGUGGGACACCACAAAGGCCGACCAGCUCCGCACUUCAGGGUGCGCGUAAGGUCGGCUGCCAGUGCAGCUAGGCUUCUGCUCUUAGUUCUUUUACUUCCAACGGCGAACGCAGCACCAGGAGCCCAGGCCAGACGGAAGGCGCUGAAGCCCGGCAGAGACCCCUCUCCGACUCCACGGAGGUGCGAGCCGCCUUGCGAAAACCACAAGCGGCGCCGCCUAGUUGCGGGGAAGAUCUAGCAGUCGGACCAUCGCCAGGAGGCAAGGUGCCAGCCUCGUGUAGAAGCCAGGCGCGAAAGGCUUUGCUUCUACCGCCUGGACUAGCAGACCGGACCCGCGGGGACCUAAUGGAAAGCGUGCCGCCUUUGACUUCCGGGCGGGGCCGAAUCCUCGAGCCUGUUGGGUGCAUAAGAAAGCGAAAUUUUUGGAGCUGAUUUCUUUCCUCCCGGGCCGAGGAGCGCCGUUCCUUGCCGGGACGAACCUGCGCAGGGUCGCGCCGAAAGCCCCGCAGCGGUGCUGAUGAACAAGCGCGGCACCUCCGCGGCACUGCCGCGCCCGAUCCCCUCAGACAAGCCCGCUGGCUAGGCGGAAAAAAAAAACCCCCUGCGGGUGCGCGGGAUCCGCACAUCAGCGCUGCAAAGGCUGCAGAAGUAGGAGAAAGACUUAGGCGAAAGCAGCAAAGUAAAGGGGUAGAGAACUGGCCAAACCUACAAGGGCGCAGCGGAGAUGGGGCGGAGAGAAAGCAAAGGGCCAGUAGAAAGACAUCAGACUGAGACGGGCGAGGCAAAAUAAAAGGGCAGAGCCCUACAGCUGCAGGGGCGCAUGCAAAAGAGAGCUGGCGGAGGAUUUGAUAAGCAGCAGCAUCGCGGGGGCGUACGAAUUUGCGAGGUAGCUCCAGGAGGGCAAAAUGUACGAACUGCAGCGCAAGCGUAUGAGCCGCCACACAGGGCGAUACCAAUGAGAACAACAGAGGCAGAGAAUGCCGCAAAAAAGUGUCAUCCAAAGCAGCGAGCGGGCAAGCAGGGGCCGCAUGACCGUUGCGCAAUCAAAACAUACAGAGCAGCAGUGGGGGGCUCAGAACUCGCGCGGCGCGUCAGUUUUCGCUAGGGCCCAUUUUCGUUCCGCUUCUUAUCUUCAACUACCCCAUGCGACAGGUUAAGCGUUCCCCUAAUUCUCGCAGUUCGCUCCGGCUACAGCGACCUACCCAAGCUGCAGCUUUGAUUUUGCGUUGCAAUAAAUAUACAUUCAUAGACGCGUUGUAGUCACCUUCUUCAUGUUUGCCAGCCCCGCCCCCGCCUUUCUUCGCCCAGAAUGAGGCUUGCCGCGCUUCGAACCCCGCAGGCGGAGAGUGUAUUGCAGACAAUACCGUGGGAAAGGGCGAGGGCGAACUAACUCGCGCGGGGCGCGAAUCCUAUUUUUACAACAUGAUUAAGACGAGCAAGAGGGCCGAUGCACAUCCAGCAGGUGCAGCGCAAGGAAAUAGAGCUGAACCUGCAAAAGCACCCGCGGAUGCGGAUACUAGCAGCGGCGCGACAAAGCAAGAUGAGGCUCAGACACGACAGGCGAGGUGGUCGCAGGCUGUCGUACAGGAAUGGGAAACCGCUCUGGCAAGCGAGCGUGCCGCACCUGCUGAACAUGAAAGCGCUGGCGCUGGGGGAGCUGGAGGCAAUGCCCGCAAGGCCAAGGACCACGACAACCAGGGCCAACAACUGCAGCUCGACCAGUUAAAGGGCGGCGACGUAGUGCGUUGGAACUGCCAGACGCUCGUUUUGGUGCUUGGCGGUUUCUUUGGUGGAACGAUGGGCGACUACUACACGACAAUGAAUGGCGUUUGGGGUUCGUACGUACUGGGCCUGCGGCCGCCCGAAUAUUUCGAAGCAGUUCCGGAAAAACCUAGCGUUGCGGAGAGAUUGCCUAGCGUUGCUGAGAGAUUGGCGGCAAGGUUCACCGGGUGGGGCGAGAUGUUCUCCGCCGGGACUAGUGGCCCGGGCGAGGAGCCAGCACGCCCUGCCCGACCUGAGGCCACGGCCCCGGGACAAGGCAUAGGCGCGGUCAGCUCCAACGACCCACACCCCUUCAAAGAUGCAGGCGAGCUGCCUCCCGGCGGCACCGCCCUAGUGGAGCUUCGUCUACACACCCCGACACCAAGCAAGGACAAUUCGGCGGUCGCCCGUAGCGUCGCCGCGCUGCCGCACUCACAACAACUUCCGUCAGGGGCAGACGAACUGGGAUCUGUGGAGCCGGGAGCGACACGCUCCGCAGAUUACAGGUCGAAUGAUGCAAAUCAUGGCGGCGACCGCGGCGCAGCCAGAGCUCCGAAGCACUCGGAUGAAGUAGAGGGCGCGGCUUUGGGUAAAGUAAUGUCCCCUACCAAAGCGGAACUGGUGUCCGGGCACGCUUCAGGCCAAGCACUACAGAAAGCCUCGUCAUCGGCCGAAAGAACGACGAGCAAAAUGAGUGCAAGGACAGCGAGCACAGUUGGCGGCGAGACUGAGGAUGCGGAGGUGCAGUUUGAUGCGGUAGGCGGUUUGUCACCAGUGUCCCCGAUCAAAGAAACUCAAACGGCUUCACUACCACCACAAACAAGUGCGCACCCCCGUACAAGUCAUGCGGGAUAUCGUGGUAGCAGUAGCACCAGUUCCCCUUCCAUGCGCGUUACUGACGUGCGACCAGAGCCCGGCGCCAGCGGCUUCACGGAGGUUGCUGCGAUGCACGGUGACUUGGCUGGUGCAGAAGGUCAAACCCUGUUCGCGAAUUUGUGGAGCUGCAUCUUCAGCAGUCCUGCAACAAAGCGACACCAGCUCAGCAACCACGAUACAACUUUUGUGGAGAAGGAGGUGGGCCGCUCCAUGACGGUUUCCUCGGAAAAACCGACCAGCCACGUCUGGGACUGCAUCUUGCGCACCUGGUCGUCCAGCAACGCGGACCACGCAAGAGCUACGCGCCUCCUGUUCCACUUUUGCGGAAGUAUCGCCCUGGUCCUCGUGCUAUCGAUCGUGUGGUGUUGCGGGGUUCGGGGGUCCGGAUGGUGCAGCAAAAAGGUCCUGAAGGACCAGUUCCGGCCUAUGGAUUGCGAAUAGAGUGUCGCGCACGUCGGUGUCGGAAAAAGUACGCUGCAAAAUUCGAACUCGUUAAACUGAAAACAAAAAUAGCUUAGCUAAUUUGGUAAAGAGUUGUGGUUUUGCACAUCACGGUAGGUCUACUCAUCAUGUAGGAGCUCACGUAGGAUCUCCAUCCGUAAGAGGAUUGCAUUCAGUCGUGGUCAUGCAAGGUUAUUGCAGUUUGUAUUCCACCACGUCGCGCAUGCUAAACGUGUCCCAACGAUACAACGGAUCCUCCCCUCGGUAUUUCGCAGGCGCAACCUACGCGCGCACCCAUCUGAACCUGCUGACGACGAGGAUUUGGACGGGCUGGAAACCGCAGACGAGCAGCGGGCGUUGCGGCAGGCGGGACGAGGUGGACAUGGAUCCUCCAAGCUUUUCAUGGUGGGCAGCGCGGGCGGUGGUGACACGACUUACGAUCGAGAUGAUGCAAGCCCUGUUCUUGCCGAUAAAACGCGCAAGUGCAACAACUACGGCGCGACCGGUUUGUACGCAGCUACCACGGAGGACUCUCAUUUGCAGCAGGCUGAGCCGGAAGACUGCGGCGGAGUAAGCGGUCGUGUUCGUAAUAAGAACGGCCCGCGGGUGGAGACGGAGCACGACUGCCAGCGGUCGGCAAGUUACGAAAAAACCAGGAGCUCAAAACGCAAUCCUCCAGCUCCAUGUCGUUCUUCGCCAGCAUCGGGGGGUGCAUGGGAUCCGGGGAUGUUGAACAAGGCUGACACUAGCAAGCCAUCCACUUCUUCCACUGCAACCGAACAUGAGCAGAAACACGGCAACUACUCCGAGCAAGAGCGAGAUGAAAGUGGCGUCGACAAUGCGACGCUGAUGAGCGACCUGUUUGUCCCCGAACUAAAAGUCGAUGAGCUUGAUGAUGGCGAUUAUAUCGUGCGUGAGAACAACUACUCCAGCCUCGCUUUUGUUGCGCUUCCAGUUCCACGCUAGAGAGUGGGAAGGCGAAUGUAAUUGCGAAUACAACUUGAUAUCGCGGGUUCUAUUAUCCCUAUCCGCGACAGGUUUUUUCAUCUUCAACUGCAGCUUUUACAUCGUAGUAGUGAAGGCCAAGAAGAAGGCCGUUCUUCUUGCAUCUCUGUGUUGACUGCCGAGGAUCAUGUUGCAUGAGAAAUAGGAGCAAGUGCAAGGGGGAGUAGUUGUCACACAGGAUGUUCGUGGACGUGGAGCAAGCGGGCUGCGAUCCAGAUGACAAAGUGUAAAUACACGCGUGUCCUCCGUGGAAGGUUUCUGCAGUUGGACAUGCGUGAAAGUCCGCUACUCUGGCACCGGAAGUUUGGUACGUUAUCUUUAUUCAACCAGAGGACGAGCUGUUUCUUAAGCAGCAUGGG